Molecule: messenger RNA, 2478 nt
Organism: Cicer arietinum (chickpea)
Lineage: Eukaryota; Viridiplantae; Streptophyta; Magnoliopsida; Fabales; Fabaceae
Cellular component (GO): cytoplasm
Molecular function (GO): protein binding
Source: RefSeq, a predicted model, not a curated record
AUAAACAUAACAUAACACCCAUUCCACGGCUUUAAUAGCAGAGCCAAAGAGAGAAUAAAAACGCAGAAAAGGAAUGAGAAAAACACGUGAAGCCGAAAUCCCUGAAAUUAAGCUUAGCAUAUUCAUCCUAUCGAGUUUAUUACUCAAUUUCAUAAUCUAGUCCAUUCUAUGCUAUUCCCAAAUUUUCAAAUCCAAAACAUUGGUAUAAUUGGGACUAACUGAUAUGGCGAAAGGGAACCCUCCUACGACGUCGUUUCAUGAAUUGAAGCCAGAACAAUACGCACACAGUCCAGUUCACUACGCCGUUGCAAUUGGAAACCGCGCCGCACUUUCUAGAAUUAUCUCGUCCCUUCCGCGUUUCCCUGACCCCACUCAAAUUCACACUGAGUCUGACUCGCUCGCUCAGGAACGAGUUGCUGAUCAAAUCUCCGCCGUGCUUGAUCGACGCGAUGUUCCCUUGAGGGAAACGCCUCUCCACCUUGCCGUUCGUUUAAAUGAUAUUUCCGCUGCUAAAUCCCUCGCCUCCGCCGGUGCCGACGUGUCUCUUCAUAAUGCCGCCGGUUGGAACCCUCUUCAGGAAGCACUAUGUCGACGCGCGACGGAAAUCUCGGCGGUUCUUGUCCGCCAUCAUCAGCGCUCCGCUUGGAUAAAAUGGCGUCGCCGUCUUCCUCGUCUAGUCGCUGUGCUCCGCCGUAUGCGUGAUUUCUACAUGGAGAUCUCAUUCCACUUCGAGAGCUCCGUCAUUCCUUUCGUUGACAUGUUUGCUCCUUCUGACACCUACAAAAUCUGGAAACGCGAUGGUAACCUACGCGCGGAUACUUCACUCGCCGGAUUCGAUGGUUUCAAGAUCCAACGCGCCGAUCAGAGCUUCCUCUUCCUCGGUGACGGAGACCACGCGCACGCCGUCCCCUCAGGAUCUUUGCUAGUCCUCAACCGCGACGAUCGGAAAAUCUUCGACGCAUUUGAAAAUGCCGGAGCUCCGAUGAGUGAUUCCGACGUUGCCGGAUUAUGUUCACAGACGAGCAUGUACCGACCUGGAAUGGACGUUACGAAGGCAGAACUCAUCGGAAGGAAGAAUUGGAGAAAACAAGAUAAGACGGAGAACGUUGGAGAAUGGAAGGCGAAGGUUUACGAAGUGCAAAACGUGCUUUUCAGUUUCAAGUCAAGAAAAGUUGCCGCCGGUGAAUCAAGUAGCGAGCAAGUUAUACCGUUGGAAUUAGACGAGGACGAAGACGGUUUUCUUGUGGCCGAGAAUCCAAGUUUUGGAAUGCCGUUAGGUUCCGACAAAAGAAGACACAGUAGCUUCGUUCGAGAAGAUAGAGAGUGGGUCCCACUGGGAAGAAAAAGCGUGGACGUUCCUUCAUCGAUGAUUCCACCGCAUAGAAAGUCUUCUGCAACGGUUAGAUUGGCGCAGCCUACGCCACUUCCACCACCGGCGAAGGAGAAGGAGUAUUUGAAGAGUUUACGGCCGUCGGUAUGGUUGACGGAGCAAUUUCCGUUGAAAACGGAGGAGCUGUUGCCGCUUCUCGACAUUCUGGCAAACAAGGUGAAAGCAGUGAGAAGGAUGAGAGAUUUGCUCACGACGAAGUUCCCGCCGGGAACUUUUCCGGUUAAGGUGGCAAUUCCAGUGGUCCCUACGGUAAGGGUGGUGAUCACGUUCACAAAGUUCGUGGAGCUUCAACCAGUUGAGAAAUUCUAUACACCGUUUACGAGUCCUAGACAUUUAACAGCUGAAGAUGAAGCUGAGAAAAAUCCAGAAAACCGUCACUCUUCAUUUUCAUCUUCAUGGUUGAGACGAAACAAUAGUCAAUCAGGGACUUCAAGGAGUAAUAAGCAGCAACAACGAUCCUCUUCUGGGGCAUUUGAUUUAGAUCCUUUUGUUAUUCCUGAGGGAUAUACAUGGAGCAAUAGUAGUGGGGAUAGUAGUAAUAAUAAGUCAAAGAAAAUGAACAAGUCCAAGUCUGUGAGAAAGAUCCAAGUGAAAAUUUCACAGUGACAAAGGAAGCAUAAUAACCAAUCAAGAGCUAUUCCAUUAGACAUAAUGUAGAUAUAUCCCCGUUUAAUUUUUAUUUUGUUAUUAUUAUUUAAAUCAACUGGGGGCUUUUUGAUAAUUGUGUUCAUAUACUUAAUAGAAGGGAAUUUCGCAGCAAAUUGAAUGAUUGAAGAGUACUAACAACUGUACUUUGCUCACAGUUUUGUUUAUAUAUUUAUAUUACAUUACAUUUUAUAGAAAUUUUUAUGGUUUAGCUUUUGAUUUGUGGACUGGAGCUCUGGGAGAAGAGUAAAGAUUCAAAUGUUGGAGCUAAUUUUUGGCCAAGACAGGAAUGUACCAAAGACCACAUUGGAAUUUUUUGUUACCUUUACCUUUAAUUAUUAAAUCUAGGCCAAAUUGAAUUGAAUAGAGUACAAGUACCUACUUUGCACCUCUUUCCACACGAGAAAUCAUGUCACCCAUAAUUCUAAUCAACUUUUAUUUCA